UCUCGGCGGGCGGGCAGCUGCGGCAGCUGCUGCUGUGGCUCGGGCGGCGGCGGCGCGGCGGCGGCAGAGGGGGCUCCGGGGUCGGACCAUCCGCUCUCCCUGCGCUCUCCGCACCGCGGCUUAAAUGAUGUAUUUUGUGAUCGCAGCGAUGAAAGCUCAAAUUGAAAUUAUUCCAUGCAAGAUCUGUGGAGACAAAUCAUCAGGAAUCCAUUAUGGUGUCAUUACAUGUGAAGGCUGCAAGGGCUUUUUCAGGAGAAGUCAGCAAAGCAAUGCCACCUACUCCUGUCCUCGUCAGAAGAACUGUUUGAUUGAUCGAACCAGUAGAAACCGCUGCCAACACUGUCGAUUACAGAAAUGCCUUGCCGUAGGGAUGUCUCGAGACGCUGUAAAAUUUGGCCGAAUGUCAAAAAAGCAGAGAGACAGCUUGUAUGCAGAAGUGCAGAAACACCGGAUGCAGCAGCAGCAGCGCGACCACCAACAGCAGCCUGGAGAGGCCGAGCCGCUGACACCCACCUACAACAUCUCGGCCAACGGGCUGACGGAACUUCACGACGACCUCAGCACCUACAUUGACGGGCACACUCCCGAGGGGAGCAAGGCAGACUCUGCUGUCAGCAGCUUCUACCUGGACAUACAGCCUUCCCCAGACCAGUCAGGUCUUGAUAUCAAUGGAAUCAAACCAGAACCAAUAUGUGACUACACACCAGCAUCAGGCUUCUUUCCCUACUGUUCGUUCACCAAUGGAGAGACGUCCCCAACUGUGUCCAUGGCAGAAUUAGAACACCUUGCACAGAAUAUAUCUAAAUCACAUCUGGAAACCUGCCAAUACUUGAGAGAAGAGCUCCAGCAGAUAACGUGGCAGACCUUUCUGCAGGAAGAGAUUGAGAACUAUCAAAACAAGCAGCGGGAGGUGAUGUGGCAAUUGUGUGCCAUCAAAAUUACAGAAGCUAUACAGUAUGUGGUGGAGUUUGCCAAACGCAUUGAUGGAUUUAUGGAACUGUGUCAAAACGAUCAAAUUGUGCUUCUAAAAGCAGGUUCUCUAGAGGUGGUGUUCAUCAGAAUGUGCCGUGCCUUUGACUCUCAGAACAACACCGUGUACUUUGAUGGGAAGUAUGCUAGCCCGGAUGUCUUCAAAUCCUUAGGUUGUGAAGACUUUAUUAGCUUUGUCUUUGAAUUUGGAAAGAGUUUAUGUUCUAUGCACCUGACUGAAGAUGAAAUUGCAUUAUUUUCUGCAUUUGUGCUGAUGUCAGCAGAUCGCUCAUGGCUGCAGGAAAAGGUAAAAAUUGAAAAACUGCAACAGAAAAUUCAGCUAGCUCUUCAACACGUCCUACAGAAGAAUCACCGAGAAGAUGGAAUACUAACAAAGUUAAUAUGCAAGGUCUCGACAUUAAGAGCCUUAUGUGGACGACAUACAGAAAAGCUAAUGGCAUUUAAAGCAAUAUAUCCAGACAUUGUGCGACUUCAUUUUCCUCCAUUAUACAAGGAGUUGUUCACUUCAGAAUUUGAGCCAGCAAUGCAAAUUGAUGGGUAAAUGUAUCACCUAAGCACUUCUAGAAUGUCUGAAGUACAAACCUGAAAAACAAACAAAAAAAAUUAACCGAGACACUUUAUAUGGCCCUGCACAGACCUGGAGCGCCACACACUGCACAUCUUUUGGUGAUGGGGUCAGGCAAAGGAGGGGAAACAAUGAAAACAAAUAAAAGUUGAACUUGUUUUUCUCAUGCAUAUGAUUUCCAUUAUGCCUACAGAUAUGGACCCUUUUUCUGUCUCAACUUCUCGAUCUUUGACCUCUGUUUACAACAGAAGGAGGGUACUAAAGUCAGAGGAUUUCCUUUUCUUGUAGCUCACUGCCCACAGACUUUCUCCAGAGUCACCAAUCUGUCCGUAACAACAGAGAGUCCAGCAAUAAUCGGUGACUGGUGUGCAUAGCGGAGGUGGCGGCAUUACUUUGCACAACUUGCUCUUUGUUUCAUGAAGGAAGUUUUUAUUUUUUCACCGAUUAUUGCCAGUCAGCAGGAUGGCAUGAAAAGGGUCCAUAGCAGUAGCAACAAUAGCAUUAUAAUAUAUUACAGGGUAAAUGGGCAUGAAGACUAUAUAUAGCUAAAAGAGAUAUUGUUUAUAUAUUGUUUUAAUUAAUAUAAAAUGUAGUUACUGGUGUAGCUUUUCCUGUUGAAUUGAUAAGGCACUUUCAUUUUGCACCUUUUUCUUUAAAUUAAAUGCUAGCGUGUUCACUGUCGUGUCGCAUGUGCACCAGAAACACAAGUUUAACUGAGAAGGCUUGGAAGGUACGUCGGGAGGUAUUUAUGCUGCUGUUUACAAAAUUACUUUUAAAAGACUGGCUGGUCAUAUCUAGAAAUCACCAUGUUGGAUUUUUGUUUUUACACGUGAACUUGGAAUUAGAAACGGAACUCUCCCUAAAUUAUACUUUGCUUUUUGGCAAGUUUAAGGAUAGAUGUGUUUAUGCUUCAUACAAAGUUGAAUGAUUGAUUGAUGCUGUGGUCUUAUACCAUCAUGCACAUUUAAAAAAAAAAAAAAGCUUUUUAAAAUGUCACUUCAUGGAGGCGGGAAGGGGAGGCUCAUUUUACACAAUUUGGUAGUUAUAUGGACUCAGUCUCAACUUGGAAUUUUUAUGCUUUGAGAACAAAUCCAUAUCCAGAAUAUAUAUUGGAAUCUAGCUUUUAUUAUAAGGACCCAAAGAUUAUAUCUGAAGCAAACGCACACUCUCCACAUGAGGACGUGAAGCAUUUACUUUGUGAAUGUUUAUGUUCUUGGUAUAAUCUAGGAACCCUAAAAGUUUAUCUCAGAAUGAGCUAAUUCUAGAUUCAUUGUCUACAGAUGUUAUAAUUCUAGAAUAUUGCCCUCUAUAUUUGAUAGACAAUGGAUAGGAAGGUGAGGGAGGCAUACAAUGUUGAACCAGUUUCUCUUAUUUAAAUAUUAAAUACUUUAAGCCUUUAAAGUAAAGUUGAUGCUAGCUGCAAACAUUUACUCUUGUAUUUAUCUUCAGUAGAAAACUGUGGACUGUAAUUUAUUUUAUUAAUAUUUAGAAGAUUGUUUGGCUUUUGUGUUCAGAUGAGAAAUAUUGAGUUGUUUUUAUUUAAUUUCAUGUUGUUAUUUUUUUUUAAUAAUUCCCAAUGGGAGGAGGGGAAAGGAACAGUCUGGUAGACAAAUGUGCAUAUUUUAAAAACAAGUGACCUUUUAGGAAUGUAGGCAUUUAGAAGAUAAUUUUUUUAGUCACACAAAGGGUGGGAUUCAAACUACUGGUCUGACAUCAAAGACCGUGUUUGUAAGGAAAAGGGAACAUUUUCCAUGCGUGUAAAGUAGGAGUUUCCAAGCAGCCCUUUGCAUCAGAGAGUCUCCUCUGCCACCAGGGUCCCUGCAGAAUCUUCCGCAGGAAUUUCAGCUCCUGAUGUCAUGCUGGGUGACCAGCAUGGGCUUCUCAGAGCACUUCACUCUGUUUUUAACUCCACUGACUUUCUGACUUGUUUCCUGAGGGAUGUGGAAAAGGAGAAGGAAUUAUUCGCACAGACAUGUGUAUGAAGCCUAAAUAACAUCCAAAAAAAUUUUUUUUUCAAAAAUAUAGUAAGGGAAGACAAGAGUAAUAUUCCUUUAAAUUUCUUACAGGCAUAUAAAAUUUUAUGUGAGUGUUUAUAUAGAGAGGCUAACUGUCAGCAUAUAGUAUUUAUAUUUGGUCAAGAAGGGUUAAAUCAAAUUUUUAAUUUAAGUAAGCAUAGUUCCUUUAAAGAUCAAUAGUAUUUAUACUCUGAAAAGAGUACCAAGCUUAGUUCAGUUAUUUAUUUGUCCAUUUUUCUUCUUUUGUUUCUCCUUUGGGGGAGAAUGGUGUGGUGUUGUUUUGGGGGUUUCUUUGUUUUGUUUUGUUUUGUCAUGUAGAUUCACUAAAUUUGGGGAUGGUUUUAUCCAAGUAUAUUAACUUCUUUUUAACCAAAGCUUUCUGAAUAUGACCAGCCUCAGGUGCUAGCGCAUUAAAGAGCAACUAAACCUAAUUCCAGUGUCCAUUUGUGAAAUAAUUAAGAGCUAAUUGAACUUCUCUAAGGGUGAAAGAGAACAUAAUGUUGAACUUAAAAGAAAUUCCUUUUCCCAGAAAGGAUUUUGCAUGUACCUAAUGCAAAAAACAUGAGGCCCUAACCUCAGUAAUAUUCAUACCAUGGUGACAUUGCUUUUACAGUAAACCAAGAUAGAGUAACAUCGUGCUGCUUCCAGGUGUUUCUGAAAGAAAAGCCGAGAUGGACUUUAACAGCAAAGUCCAUCAACAGUGUAGGAAGAGAAUAGUAGACACAGAGACAUGCUCGGUGAAAUGAGGGAACAACUGACUACUAUUGGAUCUAAGCUGGGAUUUGCAGUUAAACAAUAAAUUCAGUUCAAAAAAAUAUGGAGUCCAGAAAAGGAUGUGAAAAACUUUGCCUUUUUAUUUUCUUCCUUUAUUAUAAAAACACCUGUAUGAUGACACAAAAUAUUUGGUUGAUAUCAGAACUAUUCUUAAUAGUUCUUAUAAUUAAAGUUUCCUAAAUUUAAAUGUCCAAUCAUCUUUUAAGAACUGGAACCACAUCAUUGUCAACCUGGCUGCUAUAAUACCCUUAUACAAUUUUUUUUUCCCAUAAGGUAAAUAAGGCUUUUGUACAAAGCCUGAAGACCUUCUACUACCGUGGUGUCCAGAUGGUUGUAUCAUAUUGUGAAAAAACUGGCCUUGGUCACAAUGCAAACAGAAGUGCAGAUGAAAGUGCUUUUCGGACAGUUUGCAAAUUGUGUUAUAAAGCUAUGGAUUUUUUUUAAGUGUUCAGCAUCUUAAUUUGUGUUAAAACUAUGGAUUUUUUAAAGUCUUCAGCAUCCUAAUUCACCCUUUAUAACUUAAGAAAAAUACGACUUAAGACACUGCUUCUAAGUUUGGUUGUUCUUUAUAGUGUGGAUACCCAGAUAUUUGUGAGCGUAUGGAGGUGGGCUGAGAGGUGAAGAAGGAGCGUGUGUAUGUGUGUGUCCGUGUGUGUAUGAGGUGUAUGAUGUGUGUGUGUCGGACCGCUUCUAGGCUACUAAGUGUCAAUGGAAAAGAAAAUGUAUUCAAAAUACUUAAAUCAAAACUAGAAGAUGGAAAAAAAAAAGAUUUAUUCUAUACAAAGCCUUGUCUGGACCACUUUAGAGAGACUUCUAUUUUUUUAACCCUUCUAUAAAUAUUUGAUGGCACUUGAAAUAUUCCUGCAAUAAAAUGUGAUUUGUGUAAAGAAAAAAAAAAGAUUUUGUAAUGUGAAACAAAGAAAGAAAGUAAUGUAAUUUUCUAAAAAAAAAAAUACAAACAAACAAACUUUGUAUUAUUUUAUUGAUGGAAUUUGUCUAUCUGUCUUUGGAAAACUUUUUAUUUCAUUGAAUGUGCCAUAGUAGAAAUGCGUGUUUUUAGUUUUAGACUAAGGAAUAGCUAGCUGUUGUGUUCCGACAUUCCAAAAUGCAAAACAACCUAGUAGAAUCUUUAAUGAAAAGGUUUAAGUAAUGUGUAAGCUUCUCUCAUUGUUGCUUUUUUGCACAUGUUCCUCAUUCCUCUCUAGUGCAAUAUGUACAUAGAGCACUUGCAGGUGUACCUUGAUCCCUCAGGGAAAAAUACAUAUUUGUACAGUUUUUUGGGUUUUUUGUUUUUGUUUUUGUUUCUGUUUUGCCUUUUGUUUUUGGCUAAGGAAUGUCGAUCGAAUCACUUGUAAUUGUUGAGGGGCAGCCAGAUAAUAAUCCUAAAGCCACUGUUUCAAACAUUUAUUGUUUAAAUCAUGUGUCCUUCCAGUGCUAUUAAUUUAAGAUAAUAAUAAAAGGUUAUUUUCUGACAGUUCUUUGUGCUGAUUGGUGAAAAAAAACAAGGGUAAAUAAGCACCUUAUGAUUGACUUACUGUGAAUGACAAUCCAUCUUGAUAUCAACAAUAGAAGCCCUAUCAUUUUGGAGUUGGGGUUAAGAGUCAGAAACAAUGUGCUCAGGGAUCUUCUAAAACUCUUAAAACAGGGUGGCCAGUACUACUGGGACAAAUUGUGUUUUUUAUUAUUAAUAAUAAUGAUAAUAAUACUAUCCCUCCAAGGCACAAGUGAACUGUAUAGAACUGUGUGUGUGUAAACUCUUCACUAUCGUCUCAUUUUGAGUUCACAACUUAUGUGCUCUUCAGUUUUGUGUGCUUAAAAGCAUUGAAUAACUUCCAAAGCAAAGUUAUGCCAGUGUGUUCAAAAGAUAAACUAAUAGGUAAUGUACCAGCAAAGAGCAUCAUUCAAAAUACAGUCCUUGCAUACUCCUUUUACCACUUCUAUAAUAAUUAAAAUUUUCAUGAUAAAUAUAUAUAGCAUUAUAUGUUAAAAACUAGUCCAAAUUCUUACAUAUUAUGGAUUAAAAAUUUUAAAAACAAGUGAUGAGAGAAGAGACCUGCCUAUCAGUAUAGUGAGAUAGGUAAAAGAUGAAACAUGUUUUUAAAAUGCCAGCUAUUAACUAUUAUUUUCAUGUGUUCUCCUCUAGGCACAAACCAAAAAUUCCUUUAUGUAAAACAAUUCUUACUUCUACAUUUGUAAUUUAUACCUGAUGAAUUAAUACAAGAGCUAAUGUUUAAAGACAAAACCAAAUCUGCCUGUAGACAGCAACUUGAGCCAGCUUUUAGGGUUACAUGCUAUAGUUUUGAAAUACAGUUUUCUUCUCAUAUUCCCACAUAUUAUUUUCCAUAAAGUCAGAAAACCUCAGUGUAAUUGUUGGCUCUGAUUCUUCCACCCCUGGAAUACACAUUCAGAAGAUUUACAUAUUUUCUUACUAUGAUAGAGGACUAUAAUUUGAGAAAACUUUCCAUGUCUAUCAGAUGCAAAAGAUGGCUUUACCGUGUUGUUUUCGAUAAUAAAGAAUAUGGAAAAUGGCAGUAUCUCCUUUCUCUCUCUCUGUCAUUGAUACAGGUUAUUGACAUUUUUACAUAUUAUUGCAUGUGAUUGCCACUUCUUACUUAUAAAGUUAACCCCAUGAAAACAACUUUAUACUAUGGAUCAAAUUAUGUGCCCAGAAAUGCAAUUGCAACAGCAAAUCUUGAUCUUUUGCUAAUAGUCUGUGAUGCAGGUCUUCAUUCUGUCCCUAAACACUAGUCGUAUAAAAAGGUUCCACCAGAUUUGAUUCCAGAGAACUGCUUACUGCUGUUUAUUUUUAAGAGAAGGGAAGGCUGACUAGCAAUGGCUCCGUAGUACCAUUGGUUUUACUUCUGGGUCUGUUUGCUUGUGUGUUUGCAUAAAUGAGAUCAGUUUCGUCAGGCUCUCAGAAUCAUUUUUAAUAUAAUCCAGAAGCUUGACUUCAUACCAAGGAGCUGUCGUAGAUGGGGGGGAUCUCCAUGUUCAACCAAACCCUCAGAACUUAGAGCAAUAAAUACAUUCAGUCAUUUAUUUACAAAUGAAUGACAGAAUAUUGAAUCCAAAUAGAAACAACCUUUUUCCAGUGAUGCAACAUAACAUGGAGCCUUGUGUUGAGAAAGUGAAUAUGAAUAUGUUAGUUACCUAGAGAAUUCCUGUUUGCUGUUUACAUUUAGUGUGCUUUGCCACAUUAGCAGUAUCACACUUUUUUCCUUCUGAGAAUAAUGAAAGAUAGCUUGCUGUUAGCUUUGACUUGCUGCACAUGCCAUUGUGUUGUUCUCUAGAACGACUAAAUUCUCUCCAGUGUUCACGUGUGAUUCCUUUCUCACCAUUAUUAUUUUAAUGUGGAUACUAUUUCUAGGAACUUGAUUAUCAUUGAAAAGAUUGCAUAUGUAAAUGCAGAUAAUUCUUGAGCAAUAUAGUGAAUAUGAUUUCACAAAAAAAAAUCCAUAUGUACUGUAUGCAUCUUCCUGAAUCCAAAAUUCUCUUCUUAUCCACAACAGUUUGAAAUCUCAUAUUAAACAGUGGUAAAUUUUUAAACAUUAGGACAUUAGCUGGCUGCUUCUUUAAAUGUACCUGUAUUGUCUGCCUGCUCCUUUUGUGGAGAUGUGUUUUUGUAUUGGAUGUUUGGGCCAAUGGGAGGCUUCAAGCUACAACAUAUUUUCCCAGUUUAAAUAUAUUUAACAUAUGACAAACCCCAGACAAGGCUUUUAAUAUGUAUAAAGAACUGCAGUGUUAGGUGGUUUAUUUGCAAACCGUUUUCAAUGUUGUCCAUUUUUAUGGCACCUUUAACAAUAUUCUUGUUUCCAAAGUACAAAAAAAAAUAGGUUAAAUAAUCUAGCCAUAACUGAAUGUCAAGCAAUAAAACAAAUGACUUUUGUGCAUAGACUUAAAAAAAUACAAAUUUUAGACAUCUGCAUGUAAAUGCAAUCUCUUGUUUACUGCUUUCUUCAACUUGAGCAAUUGAUUCCUUAUUUACUAUUAACUUAAGAACUUGUAAUGGCCUGUAAACAUUUUCUCUCUUACUCUUCUUUCAAAUUUACCUUCGUCCCUGCUUUUGAGUCAUAAUAUUUAAUGUUGUUCUGCACAUCUCUAUACAGUUAACUUUUUGGCUUUCAUUCUGUAUAGAUAAGAAAAUGUUAUAUUAUAAACAGCCUACUCAGUGCAAAUAUUUAUCUGUUUAUCAAAUCCACAAUAUGCUGUAUAAUACCGGUUUUACUAUAUAAUCUAUUUUAGACAUAGCUGUUUAGAACUAGAGUGUGCUAUUUUUGUGUUUUUCUGAUGUGUGGUGCUAGAUAAGUUACUUUUGUGAACAAAAAAAAAUAUCCCUUUUAUUCCUAGACAAUACCACCUUUGGGUCUUGUUAAUUUCACUGAGUAUAACUAUAUAUUUGUAUAUAUAUACAUAUAUAUAUAUCUACCUAUGCCCAACUAGCAGCUGUAUCAGAGUGCUGGAUUUGGGACAUGCUUUUCUCUUUAAAUACAUAAUAUCAUUAUAUAAAUUAUUCUAGAGUGUAUUUAAUUAGGAUAAAAUUACUUCCUUAGUAUGGAUAUUUGACAUCUAUAGGGUGAAUUUGUUUAUAAAUAUGGUUAUAUGAAAACUUACUAGCAUUUACUUUAUGUUUGCUACUUGGCUUUAUACCCUAUCUCCUGAGCUGAAAAAUAAUUUGCCAGGCCUUCAAGAUCCUAAAGAAACAUUCUCAUUUAAUGGAGUAAUACAUUUUUUUCUUAUUAAGGAAUUAUAUUAUUGGCACCUGACAGAGUUGUAUACUUAGCUCCUAUUAUAGACAGUAGGCAUUUAUAUAAAACAUCCUUGGUAGCUUGAUGGCAGAAUAAACCUUUCCCCUCCUACCUGAAUCAUGAGAAGUAUGGAGACAUCACUGGUGGAACAUGGGCCAUAAAGCAAAUUUGACAAGGGAUGUUCUGAUUUAAUAUGACCUUAACCAGUUCCAUGAACUGAGUGAAGGACCUUCAUUUUAAAAGUCAUUUAAUAAUGAACUUUAAUUAAACCCUUUCACCCAGUCUCCCAAUAUCUAUCUAUUGGCUUUGUUAAAAAUCAAAGUAUAUCAAAUAUCUAACUAAGGAUGUAGUUAACCUUAUUAAAUAUUGAUUAGAAUUGUUCUGUAAUAUUACUGAAUUUGUAAGAUCUUUAGCAAAGAUUUUUGAGCAAUUUAUAAAUAUAGAGCAAAUGUUUCUGUUUACUGCACUUUUUGUAAUUGAAGGUGAUAAAUUCUCAAGCCAUGAUUAUUGGCUUCCAUGCACUGCAUAUUUACCCACAAUUCUAGACAUUUUCCAUUUUUAUGGAAGAGUUGCUGUUACCUUGAUUAUAAAUGCAAUUGUGUGGUUAAUGAGCGCUAAUGCUAAUAGUUAACCUUUUAAAGUGGAUUGGCUACAGUUUAGGGAGAAAUCUCUUUUAAUACAAAUCACGUCAUUCCUCAACUGCCUUGCUUGGAAAGAGAUUGAAACCUUUUUUUUUUUUUUUUGUUAGAGCACCAUUUAGCAUCCUAAGCUUCCUGAGGGUAGAGAUUGUAUGUAUCUCUUUGCGUCUGCACAAUGGCCAGCACAUGUCAGCAUUUGAUAAUUGUUAAAGGAUAACAAGUGUGCCCCCCAAUUAAAAUUUUUUCCUGGGUUGUUUUGGUAAAUUUAUAAAAUAAGCCAAGCCUUAUGGUUAACAUUUUCUUCUACAACCAAGUAUUAAAGCCACAUUUUAAAAGACCACAUGAAAUGCUGAUUCUAAUUGUGUGUAGGUCUCGAGGAUUAAGCACACAAAUUUCACAAACCUCUGUGAGUAACAAACUCAGCCUUCUGUAAAUAUACAUGCAAGUUUGGAAACAGUAAUACUGUACCUAUAAAUAUAUGCUGUCUGUUUUGUGUACAGUAUGUAAAAAAACUCCUUUUCUGCCACACUAAAAAUGCAAGCCAUUUAUGGGAACCCUAAAAAUAGUAUUUAACUAAAACUUUGCUAAUGAUCUUUAUUAGAGGAUCAUCCAACUUUUCACUUACAUUGGGUUUUCUUUUCAAUUCACUCUUACAGUAGUCUGCUUAUUUCCAGCUGUUUAUUUUAUUGAGUCCUGAAUUUAAAAAAAAUAUUUUGAUUCAUUUUGUAAAUACAAGCUGUAAAAAAAAGAGAGAUUUAAUGUUGUCUUUUAAAUACUGCGAUUUUCAUUCUAAUAUGAAUGUUGUUAUAUUGUACUUAGAAACUGUACCUUUAAUAUUACAUUACCUUUAUUAAAAGUGCAUUGAACACAUCAAUUUUAGAUGUGCUUUAUGUACUGUUAUCCUAUAAUAAAACUUCAGCUUCUAAUGGAA
Messenger RNA from Lemur catta (Ring-tailed lemur), 10658 nucleotides. RefSeq names its product RAR related orphan receptor A (gene RORA). The transcript is spliced from 10 exons. Bases 125 to 1531 code for a protein of 468 amino acids. Gene Ontology annotation, molecular function: zinc ion binding; RNA polymerase II cis-regulatory region sequence-specific DNA binding; nuclear receptor activity. Gene Ontology annotation, biological process: regulation of transcription by RNA polymerase II; negative regulation of inflammatory response. Lineage: Eukaryota; Metazoa; Chordata; Mammalia; Primates; Lemuridae. Gene Ontology annotation, cellular component: nucleus. The record is from RefSeq and is a predicted model, not a curated record.